Paramecium pentaurelia is the source of this 891-nucleotide messenger RNA. Lineage: Eukaryota; Ciliophora; Oligohymenophorea; Peniculida; Parameciidae. The record is from the annotation of a GenBank genome assembly.
AUGAAUUAGUGCAGAAUUAAACACCAUGAUUGUCAGAAAGUUAAAUACAUCUGCUUAGACAAAAAAUGUAACCAUGAAAAAAAGAUAGGUACUACAUACAUGUUAAAAGUAGGCUGUGCUGAUUGUUUUUUGGAAUUUCAUGUACCAAAUGAUUUGGUUUCUCAUCAUAGAAAAUUAAUAUCAGAGUUUGAGGCUGAAUUGAAAGAAAAAAUUGAAAAUCUGUCUACCAUUUCAAUUUAGCCUAUCCACAAUAAUUCUGAAUAAGUGGAUUAAGAAUUUGAUACUUGCAUGAACAAUCUCAUUUAAAAAUUGACAGAUUACAAAGAUUAAAUUAAGGAAGAGAUAAGAAAUGAAAAGAUAGAUUUUGUAACUUAUGUCAAUGAUUUUAAUUAAAAAGUGGAAUAGAAGAUUGAUUUGUAAAAUACAUAAAUAUCACAAUUAUCAACUAAUGAAAUUAAUAAAUCAAUUUCCUUUUAUUAGAAUUCAAAUAAUAUUGUUCUUGACUUAAGAAAAGAUUUAUCGGAUCUAGAAAUUCAUAAAAAGAAAUUAAAUCUAAAAAAAUAAAAAGCAGUAUAAAAGUUAAGAAAUACUUUUGAAUAAAUAAUGAAAGAACUUGAUGAUCAUAGUAAAAAUAGUAAUAAUAAUAGUAAUAAUAAUAAUAGUAAUAAUAAUAAUAAUAAUAAUAAUAAUAAUAAUAAUAAUAAUAAUAAUAAUAAUAAUAAUAAUAAUAAUAAUAAUAAUAAUAAUAAUAAUAAUAGUAACAAUAAUAUUUCAUGUACACCUGAAAAAUAAAUUUAUCCCUCUUAAUUGAGUAACACUACACAGUCAACCCCAACAAAGAAUGUUGUGGAUGUUGCUCGAUCUAAAAAAUAAAGAAAGGGAAAGAAUUGA